Molecule: messenger RNA, 1374 nt
Organism: Ruditapes philippinarum (Manila clam)
Lineage: Eukaryota; Metazoa; Mollusca; Bivalvia; Venerida; Veneridae
Exons: 1
Coding region: 1-1374 (457 amino acids)
Molecular function (GO): zinc ion binding; nucleic acid binding
Source: RefSeq, a predicted model, not a curated record
AUGUGUGAAGUUCAGAUGAAACUUCAACAAGCCUUCUUUGAACAUCAGCAAGAACGGGCAGAAGAGCAAAUGAAAAUCCAACAGAAAUUCUUUGACAAGCAACACAGUCUCAAAAUUAAGAGUGAGAAUACUGUCAAAUUGCCAAAGUUAGACAUAGUUUCCUUUAAUGGAAAUAAACUGCAAUGGAUGGAAUUUUGGGACUCUUUCUCUAGUGCUAUACAUGAAAAUGACAAUCUGUCGCCAGUUGACAAGUUCAACUAUUUAAAGGGAAAGCUGGUUGGAGAAGCUAGAGGUGCUAUCGCUGGACUGACAUUAUCUAAUGAAAAGUACGGUAUUGCCAUAACAAUUCUAAAGGAAAGAUUUGGAGAUAAACAAGACAUUAUAGAUUUGCAUUACAAGGGGCUGGUGAACGUUGCAUCCCCUAAAGAUACAACUGAAAGUUUGCGAUUCUUUUAUGACAAAAUACAAAAGCACUUGGAGGUUAUGCAUGAGAAUUUGGAGCAACAAGUGUUCGUAUCAAUUAUUCGGAGCAAACUACCAAGUGAUGUUCUUAUGCACCUUGAAGUACAGAAGGGUGCAGACAAUAAGUGGACGAUAACCAAGCUUCGUGAGUUUCUCAGACAGUAUAUUGUAUCCAGAGAAAAGUCAGACAGACCAAAACCAGUCAGUGCUACUUGUGUACCUGAUAGAAGAGUUAAUGCACAGUUUCAAAGAUCAAACAAUACUUUUAAAAGCUACAGGGGUAAUUCAACAACAAGUAACACUACCGGAGCUCUGACUGCAUAUGACAAGAAAGGACAUACACCUCUAAAACAUCAUCAAAAACAACAACAACACAAGAGAAUAUGUAGAUUCUGUAGUAAAAAUCAUUGGAGUGACGAAUGUCCGAAGUUUAAAACAAUCGGCGAAAGAAAAGCUCAAAUAAAGGGAUGCUGUUAUAAAUGCUUAAAAGAAGGACACAUGUCUCCUGACUGUAAAAGUAUACGUGUUUGUGUAUAUUGCAAUAAAUCAAAUGUACACCACAGAAGCUUAUGCCCUGAAAAAUUUAGAAAGGCAUCUCUGCAAGAAAGUGCAUAUUUGUUAGAAGAAGUAGCAUGUGUGUCUGAAGAUAGAGCAAAACCAAAGGAAAUUCUUAGAAAUUCUACGGAUGAUAAAGCUUGUAUUGAAAGUGCUUUGUUAUCUUCUAAUGAAAUAGUGAUGAUGCAAACAUCGCGCACUGAGAUUUGUGAUCCAGAUGGUCAAAAUAAAGAUAAUGUAAGAAUCUUAUUAAAUUCAGGGUCGCAAAGAACAUACAUAACCGAGAGACUGGCUAAAUCUUUGAAUCUGAAGAAGAAAAGUAAGCAAGAGAUUCGUCUAGUUUACAUUUGGGAGUGA